Gigantopelta aegis is the source of this 6258-nucleotide messenger RNA. RefSeq lists its product as uncharacterized. Gene Ontology annotation, cellular component: nucleus. The record is from RefSeq and is a predicted model, not a curated record. Bases 1916 to 4486 code for a protein of 856 amino acids. Lineage: Eukaryota; Metazoa; Mollusca; Gastropoda; Neomphalida; Peltospiridae. The transcript is spliced from 11 exons. Gene Ontology annotation, molecular function: protein kinase activity; ATP binding. Gene Ontology annotation, biological process: protein phosphorylation.
UGUAGCGGGUUUCCUCUCUAUGACUGUCAAAAAAUCACAUAUGUUUGACAUCCAGUAGCUGAUGAUUACUAAAUCAAUGUGCUCUAGUGGUGUUGUUAAACAAAACAAACUUUCGUAUUCACCGAAUUCAGCCUCAGUUUGCAUUUAGCGAUUUGGUGAAUGACAGCUUAAACUCUGGUUUACAAAGGCGGAUCUAGGGGUUGGCCCCCUACAUUUUGCGACAGUUACAAUUUUAUAUAUAAAUUUUAAUUUUUUUUACUAGUGUCAACUUACGAAGAUAUGUGGUGGCUGGGAACACUAUAAUUACUCUCAUUAUUAUUUUUAGAGAUUAUACGGUCUUCAGCAGAAAUUACCUGUGUGGGUGUGUGUGUUUUCUUAUUUAAAAUCAGCUGAUUACUUCCAAAUCUCUUGGUUGGUGGUUGUUGGUUGGUUUUGUUUAAUGACACAACUAGAGCACAUUGAUUUGUUAAUUAUCAGCUAUUGGCUGUCAAAUAUAUGUCAAAAAAUUACCAAAUGUUUGACAUCCAGUAGCCAUGAUCAGUUAAUCAAUGUGCUCUAGUGGUGUCGAUAAACAAAACAAACAUUUUUUUUUAAAGUAAUAGUUACACAAUAUAUGUUCGAAUUUACAGCAAGGAUCAUGUAUAUACUCUAUUACAGUGCAGUCACUUAUUUCAGUGUUUUUGUUUGACUUCAGAUUUAGCCGUUAUUUCUGGAAGACUUUGAUAUGCACCAUUACAGUGCAGUGACUUUUUUCAGUAUUUUUGAUUGGCUUCAAAUUUAACCAUUAUUUCUGGAAGACUGAUAGUAAUACACACUAUUACAGUGUUAUGACUUUUUUCAGUGUUUUUGAUUGGCUUUAGAUUUAACCAUUAUUUCUAGAAGACUGAUAUACACUAUUACACUGCAGUCACUUUUUCCAGUGUUUUUCAUUGGAUUUGGAUUUAGCCGUUAUUUCUGGAAGACUAUUAAUCUCAUAUAUUCAAGUCUGUUUGUGCUAAAGUUAUUCAGGUUAAAUUAUUUGCAAACUGUCCGAUUAACUCGCAUUUCCUAGACUAGUUCAAAUGACUUGCAUCAGGGUGGGGAAAGAUGGCAUAUAUAUAUAUAUAUCGGUGAUUGUUGUUUAUAAUGUUUACAUCCUCGCGCUUAACCUCCUGUGUUGUGACUAAUAGGUUCUACAGUUAAGUAGCUUCUAGGAUGAAUUUCCUGCCCAAAUUAUACUGAUAGUGUGGCCUGGGGAAAUUGAUGCAAGACGGAUGUGUCAUUAUUGACCACAUUUUGCUGGUGGCUUGUGUUAGCAGCUUUUUUCUUCCACACUAGCUCAACACUGGUGCUGUAAAAUGGGCGGCUGCAUUCGUAUGUUGACUUCCUGAUGACGAAGAACUGAAGAACUUGCUGCAGUAAUUUGGAAUAUAGAUCCUCUGACAUGUAGAACAAUUGGAUGUACUAAGUACGCGGGAGUUCUGCAUAUGACAAUCAAACUCUGUCUCUCUCUAUUUCCCUAUCUCUGACUUGGAGUCUUCCCUCUUUAUUACUGUGUGCAAUUCUCAUCAUGGAAUCUUCCAGUGGAUUUCCAGGAGACUGAGGAAUUCCUGUCUGAAUGUAUGUAUAUACAACAUGUGGCGCCCAUCACUCAGCGUAACCCGAAACUUCACUAUUAAUAGCCUCUCAGCCACCACCACCACUAGUAUUGCUGUGGCAGUAGAGGAUGGGUCCUGACUGCUCCCCCCUCCCCCCUCCAUGCAUCAUCAUGCUCUGCUUCUGCAGCUAACUGUAGGCUGGUUUCAGCCAUAGCGGCUCGGUGCCAGAGAAAGUUGGAACCUGCGUGAUCUGGUUGAAGAAAAGUGAUACCUCCCUGGCUUAGCUAAGUUUGGCUGCUUCUGUAUCUGGCUGCCUGUCCCAGGUUGGCAGACGAGAAAUGCGUGUGGAUGUACUUGGGUCUUUCAGAGAAUGGGGAGACAUGCCAGCCUCCGAAUCCAACAAGCAUGCUCUUAGACGCCGCAAGGACCAGGAAGGGACGGAGCGAGCACCAAGCGUCGUGGACGAUGAAGAUGGCCACCUGAUCUAUCGUCAAGGAGACCUCCUGCAAGCUAGAUAUGAAAUUGUUUCCACUUUAGGUGAAGGGACUUUUGGAAAAGUUGUGGAAUGUAAAGAUUUACAAAGGGUCCCUGAAAGGGUUGCACUGAAAGUGAUAAAAAAUGUGGAGAAAUACCGCGAAGCCGCCAAGCUUGAGAUUAACGUGCUGGAGAAGUUGCGUGAAAAAGACAGAGAAUCAAAGUAUUUGUGUGUGCGCAUGUUGGACUGGUUCGACUAUCAUGGCCACAUUUGUCUCGCCUUCGAAAUGCUUGGUCUCAGUGUCUUCGAUUUCCUGAAAGACAACAACUAUGCUCCAUAUCCACUGGAACAAGUUCGCCACAUGUCCUAUCAGAUGUGUUAUGCUGUUCACUUUUUACAUGAAAAUCAGCUGACACAUACAGAUUUGAAGCCUGAAAAUAUUUUAUUCGUCAGUUCAGACUUCGAUGAGAUAUAUAAUGCAAGAAAGAGAAGAAACGAGAAAAGAAUAAAAAAUACGGACAUUCGGUUGAUCGACUUCGGCUCAGCCACGUUCGACCAUGAGCACCACAGUACGAUAGUGUCGACGCGCCACUACCGAGCACCGGAAGUCAUACUGGAGUUAGGCUGGUCCCAGCCCUGUGAUGUGUGGAGUAUCGGCUGUAUCAUGUUCGAGCUUUACACCGGAUAUACGCUCUUUCAAACUCAUGACAACAAAGAACACUUAGCAAUGAUGGAAAGAAUACUCGGUUCCAUUCCGUACCGCAUGGCCAAAAAGACCAAAACGAAUUUCUUCUGGCACGGUCGCCUAGACUGGGACCCGACCACGUCAGCGGGUCGCUACGUGCGGGAGAACUGUAAACCCCUCUACCACGGUCUGAUUGACAAAGGGGUCGAUGACAUCCAGCUCUUUGACCUAAUAGAAAAGAUGCUAGAUUACAUGCCGGAACAGCGCAUCACACUGUCGGAGGCCUUCAAACACCCAUACUUUGCUCCCAUACACCGGGAGUCCCCCACUCGCCAGCUCUCCCCCAUCCCCUCUGACACCACUGUCGUAGUAGAUCGUAGCACCACUAACAGCUUGGGUGUAGUAGACAUUACUGACAAACCUAGCAUGCAUGACACUGAGGCUGUUGUUGUUGCUGCUGUAGCUGAUGUUGUCGAACAGGAGCUGGUGAAAGACGCUGCUGUGACCGUCUCGGCGCCGAGGUGCCUGGUUGUGGACAGCCCCGACGAGCCCGGCCCCGUCUUUCAGCUGCCCAGUUCAGACACAUCCGAUAACGAUGACAGGGAAGGGUCCUUCCGUACUCUAGCCACCCCGGCGUUAAGGAACGUCACUGUUCCCACCCCCGAGAUAAACACACCAGAGAAGUUAAAAAGUUGUACAGAGAGUGUGGAGAAAAGCAUGUCCUCUGAUAAUGUUGCGUCCUCGGAUUCUUUGCAUAAACAUUUUCCUUCCACCGAGGCGAAAGAUGAUAGCAAUGUCCCCCCACCAGUGUCCGUCCCGAGUAGGUUAGGAAAAGAAAAUGCCCCCCCAUCUACUCGAGGGGAAAAUAAUAGUGCCUCUCUUUUUGGUGAUGUAGAAGACAAACGAAUGAUGGCAGAGUUGGAUAGGUUGUUCCCCAAAGGUGAUCCACCCAAACAGAAAGAACUGGACCCACAGAUAAAAAUGGAACUAACGGCAGCACCUGUGGUCAAGUCCAAAUCUACAGGCAUUGGUGAAUCUCGGUCCAGCAUUACUGAUCCCGGGAUACCAACUUUCUCUGUUCAGAGUCCCAGUUUAGAUAUUCCUGAUGACCGUUCUUUCGGUGGGACAGCAUCCACUGAAACAACGUUGCAGACAGAAGUAGGACCUUCUAUCCAGUGUCCUGUACAGGCACCAAGUGUGCCUGAAAGCACAUGUGUGCCACCAGCCGAAGAUCCUGUUUCCAUGGAGACUGGGUCUAAAGAGGCAGUUCGUGAAAAGGCUCUUCCAGAUGCUGCCUGUUCCGAUUCCGACUCCUCCCCAGAGUGUUCUAGUUCCGAUUCUGAUUACUUCCCAGCCCCUGAACACAGUGCCUACUUCUUGUUGAAGAGUCUCACGGAUCCAGUUCACCCAAUGAUGCCCAGUGAUAUGCCUAAGUCCGAUCAGCGGAUGCUCCAGAAACUCAACUCACCCAGUCCUCAGUCGCGGAGGAAGUCCAAUUCUAACAUGUCCGACUAUAGCUCCAAUAGUUUAAAAAGAGGGAAAGGCCAGGGUAAAGGUGUGCUGGGUCAGGAUAAGGAAUCCAGUUCCCCUGUGAAUUCUGAACAGUCUGCUGUGGAGAAGACGUCGGUGUCUAACCCGGCUGUGGGUAGGACCGACCCAUGGCGGUUCCUGAUGGAUUCAGAUGUUGAUAAUCCGAAUGUUGCGCAAGACGAACGGCAUCUAGCCGAUGAUUACUGUGAUCCUAGGUGAUAGUGUGUGACCGCAGAUGGACUUUGCUUUUCUGAGCACAACAUCAUCACUGGUACAGUUGCUCCUGCCCAUAGCCAAGGGUGUUAGGCAGUUAGCUUUACUUUUCUGAGCAGACAUCAUCACUGGUACAAUUGCUUCUGCCCAUAGCCAAGGGUGUUGGGCAGUUAGCUUUACUUUUCUGAGCAGACAUCAUCAUUAUUACAAUUGCUCCUGCCCAUAGCCAAGGGUGUUAUGCAGUUAGCUUUACGUUUUUUGAGCACUGACUUUAUCACUGGUACAGUUGCUCCUUCCCAUGACCAUGGUCAUUAAGCAGUUAGCUUUGGCCAUCAGGGUUUUUUUUAAUUCAAAAUCUUUUUAUUAUGAAUUGUUACAUUGAAAUUCCAUGAUCCCAAAGCCAGAAUUUUUUAAGGAGUGGAUUCUGGUAUACACCUCAGUCCCACCUUCACCCUUUAACAUGACUCCCCUUCCACUUCCUCUUCCGUUUCCCCCAUUAACCCCUUCCACCCACCCAAACCUAACCUUAUUCUUAUGAGUUGCAGGCAGUUGUUAAAACCGUUUAUACCUUGAUAGAGGAGGGACUUGUACUGGUGAUAGAAUCAGUUUUAAUGAUUUGUUGUUUGACUCGGGUCACCAGUAAACCUUUGACAACUGGCUACCUAUAGAGAUUAUGACAAUCAAAAAAAAAAAAAAUGUGUUUUUCAAUGUUUGCCUUAGUUGUAUAUAUUAUGUAAAUAUCAAAGUAAUAUAUUUAAGAGGGAUUGAAUGAUUUGAUGACUUGCUUUGUUUUUGAUGGAAGUUAAAUAAUUGCUAAUUGAGGCAGAUGGUAUUUAUGCAUCAGAUGAUGCAUCGUUAUUGCCAUUAUGUCAUUGUUAACAAAUUCAUUUCACAAUUUCAUACCUAUGUGAUUCAUAAUAUAUAAUGCAUUUUGGUCACAUUAUUGUGUUUGCAAUGAUAUGUUUUACAUCAGUAUAUUAUCUUUAAAAAACCCACCCCAUAAAUAGCUGUGUCAGUGAUUAAUUUAUUAUGUUUCAAGGAGAAAAUGAAACAAAACCUUGUAUAUGUGUAAGUUAAAGUUAUUUUUACUAACCCAUCAUACACCCCAAAGAUUGGACACUUUAGAUUGGACUUCUGCCCUGAGUGAUUACCCCCACCACCACCCCACCCUUACCUAUGUUUCUCUUUUAAACUCUAAUGAAGGUUGAACCUGCUGUUGAUGUUGGUUGGUUGGUUGGUUGGUUGGUUGGUGUAGUGGGUUGUGUAUUUGACUGGAAAUAAGCCCAGCGGGCCAAGACAACUCAUUGUGAGCUUAGCGUGGAGUGGGCUUAUUUUAAAAAUAUACAUUUAAAAAAAAUAGUAAUAAUAAUAAUAAAAUGAAUCAGGAAAAAAACAAAAACAAAAAACGUUCAGUUCCAUAUCUAAAAUUCCUAAAGCGAUUGGUUGGGGAGUUUUCUUUGAUUGCAUAUAGAUUCCAGUUUUAGUUCCUAACUGAUUACUAGUACAAUAGAAACAUGCCCACCUACCAAACCCAACCAACUGUGACAUGUCUACAGUUCCACAAUUUACUACUGUUUUCUGCAUCUCCUAUAUUCAUAUUGGAAUGGAUUUUUAUCUUUCAACUCUUUGGCAUGUCAGUCAAAUUAUAUCUUUGAGUUCUGAUUUCUGUCCCAAUUUGCUGUCUAUUUCCCUCUCUGUCUCUGUCUCUGUCUCUCUCUCUCUCUCUCUCUCUCUCUCUCUCUCUCUCUCUCUCUCUCUCUCUCUCUCUCUCUCUCUCU